AUGCCUAACUCUGACAUGAUUUAUCGCAGGCUGGGCAAUUCCGGCCUGCACGUUUCGGUGAUCAGCUUGGGAGGAUGGAUUACGUUCGGUGGUGAUGUCGCGGAAGAGGGCACCGAAGCGUGCAUGCGGCAGGCGUAUGAUCUCGGGAUCAACUUCUUCGACACCGCAGAGGGGUACGCGGGUGGAGAGUCCGAGGUUGUCAUGGGCAAAGUCCUGAAGAAGACUGGCUGGAAGAGGAACGACCUCGUUAUUAGCACCAAGCUCAACUUUGGCCGCGCGCACGGAGAGGUCGGUGUGAAUAAUGUCGGACUUUCGCGCAAGCACAUUGUCGAGGGUACGCGGGCGUCGCUGGAGCGCCUACAGCUGGAGUACGUCGAUAUCAUCUACGCCCACCGACCAGAUCGUCUGACACCGAUGGAGGAGGUUGUGCGGGCGUUCAACUUUGUUAUUGAGAAAGGGUGGGCGUUCUAUUGGGGUACAUCCGAGUGGUCUGCAGACGAGAUUAGCGAGGCGGCUGGAAUCGCAAAGUCCCUGGGCUUGAUUGCGCCGAUUGUUGAACAGCCGCUGUACAACUUGCUUGAUCGGGAGAAGGUCGAGGGGCAGUUCCAGCGACUUUACUCGCGGGUUGGUCUUGGGUUGACGACCUUCUCGCCGCUGAAGGGAGGUCGGUUGAGCGGCAAGUAUAAUGAUGCGUUGGAGAAGCCUCCUCCUGGAUCGCGGUUUGCGGAGAGCAAGGACAAGUACUCGGUUGGUGUGCGGGAUUCGUGGCAAGGGGAGGAAACUGCCAAGGUUAUUCGACAGCUUGGCGCUGUCAAGGGCGUGGCCGAUAAGCUCGGCGUCAAACAAUCCCACCUCGCCCUUGCGUGGUGCAUCAAGAACGAAAACGUCAGCUCCAUCAUCACUGGAGCUUCCCGCCCCGAGCAGAUCGUGGACAACGUCGAGAGUCUCAAGGUGCUACCACUUCUCACGCCAGAAGUGCUGGCCGAGAUAGACGAGGUCCUCGGCAACAAGCCCGAACCGGCACAGGCUCGUUUUGGAUGA
Molecule: messenger RNA, 1041 nt
Organism: Aspergillus puulaauensis
Lineage: Eukaryota; Fungi; Ascomycota; Eurotiomycetes; Eurotiales; Aspergillaceae
Exons: 5
Coding region: 1-1041 (346 amino acids)
Source: RefSeq, a predicted model, not a curated record